UGCACUGGACGCCUACAUAGGCCCUGUGAAUGCCGAGGUGGCAAAAACCCGUCGCCUCUCCCCGCGUCAGAGCGUGGGCGAUCCUGGGAUACUUCCACGGUUCCAUGGGAGACAUGGCGAAUUAUGAGGAGUACCUGAAGCUUUCAGGCUCCUUCUUGAUUGAUUCCAUGCAGCAAGGGUCAACUGACAUGCUGCCAGCGGGAUUCGCAGAGAUCGUCAGUCAGAAGGACACUGUCCAGGUGUACUCUGGACAUCUAGACGCUGCGGGUAUCGAGUCGUUGGGCACCCUUCGUCAAGAUGCUCCGCAGAUCAAGCCAGCUGCAUGCGAAGGAGACUUAUAUCGGUAUGUUGCCCAGUCGCAUGCGGCGUUCGAGCAAGUUGUCUUCGAGAGAGCUUGUCAGAACAGUGCGACGCGCAGACAUCCGAAAGAAGACGAGCCUUGCGAAGACAACGGAGGCGGUGCUAUUCCACACGGGAGCGCCCCCCAAGCGGAAGAGGUGUCUGAUACUAUGGUGGCUGCCCUAAAAAAUGGCCUCAUGGACUUCGAACACCUACAAGAAACAGCCGAUCGACCAAACAUUCGCACGGGCGUCGGCGGUCUCCUCAUCAACAUAACCCUGGCAUUUCAAAAAGCAGUAAAUGGGGAUGCGGCUGGAGCGCUAAAGAGGUUCGGGCACUGCAUCGAGGUAUUCGAGCGGUACCCUGGCUUGUGCCGGUACAGGAUAUUAUGGUGUCACCUUGCACACGGAAUCCUCGGGUCCCUAGCAGCGAUUGACGACUCCAGAGCUCGGGGACUGUAUUCUCGGUUGCGAGAGGUCUACAAUCCGUCCCGGCUGUCUUCCUCUCUGCCAGCGCCACCUUUGGAGGAGUGGCGUGGGAUAUCUGCAUUCUGCGAUCAUUUCCUAUGCAGGAUAUUCGAGGGUGUUAUCGCGAGACAAGCAUUGAGUGUUUUCUCCACCCAGCCCCUCUGCGCUCGCAGCGGCGCAGGCUCACAAGGCACGGAAGAUAAUCUGCAGACUGUUGAAUACGAGCACCGUAGCAGCAUCGGGUCGGCGGGUGUCACUCCCGAGGAUGCUACCGGCUCGAUCAUGGUUGCCUCUUGCAGCAACGCAAACAAACCAAUGGCAUGUACUAGCUCGUGGGAAUCGCACCAAGAGCCUGCGUCGCAAAUGAGUCUGCCGGUCGGACCGAGCGUGUUUCCUUUGAAUGUCCACUCCGAACCGGUCAAGGGAGGCACAAGUGAUGAUACUGACGUGUUGAGUGGUGCGAUCGAGGGAUGUGGCAGUGGUGGUGUAAUUGCUGGCUCGGUGCCCCACGUGCCCGAUAUGCCCUUGACAUCGCCGGGGUUGAGAGAGGUGGACGGGACCACAACCGGGGAUGAUGUUCUUACCGCAUCAGACUGGCUGGAUAUUUCUCAGGCCAUGAUGGAUGCAGGUGAAGACAAAGAUGCGGCGCUUCGAUGUUGACGAUUUUCAUUUUCUUGUAUCAACCUCUUGAUGCGGGUCGUAUGCAUAGUUCUUGGAUCUCCUAAGGAGUACGUGUGAGCUGCUGUCUCGCAUGUUGGUAGAACAAUACACUGGAUAAUGGUCGAGCUACGGCGGAUUUGUCCCCAGUUGCCGGAAGAGUCAGUGACACUCACGCAGCCACGGCAAGGGUAGUACACAGAGGCACGAGAACGCCGCCCGUCUCUACAUACUCAAGUUUCACAUGCAUGCACACAUUUCCUCAUCAGGUGCCCUCUCGUAGUGUAUUUUCAUUCUAUAUGGUCACGUUGUUUUUUGUCGUUUUU
Molecule: messenger RNA, 1789 nt
Organism: Ectocarpus siliculosus
Lineage: Eukaryota; Phaeophyceae; Ectocarpales; Ectocarpaceae
Source: the annotation of a GenBank genome assembly